AUGAAAGACAAACUUGUACAUGGGCAAAGCGCGAUUCAAACAGGCUCUCACAUAAUACUGCGACGAGCAAUGUUGGAGCACUGCCCGCAACCGGUCGUCAAAAGAAGAAUCAAAUCGGCGACAGGGGAGGAGGACGAGGACGAGGACUUGGGGGCGGAUAUUUUGUGCAGCUACUGCAAGGCGUCGGUCUUCGCGUUGAGCAAAAACUCAGCGGCAGUUUGA
This is a messenger RNA of Chondrus crispus (carragheen), 222 nucleotides long. RefSeq lists its product as hypothetical. Lineage: Eukaryota; Rhodophyta; Florideophyceae; Gigartinales; Gigartinaceae. The transcript has a single exon. The coding region runs from base 1 to 222 and encodes 73 amino acids. The record is from RefSeq and is a predicted model, not a curated record.